Gadus morhua (Atlantic cod) is the source of this 6384-nucleotide messenger RNA. RefSeq names its product serine/threonine-protein kinase/endoribonuclease IRE1. Gene Ontology annotation, molecular function: protein serine/threonine kinase activity; ATP binding; RNA endonuclease activity. NCBI's taxonomy places the organism in Eukaryota, Metazoa, Chordata, Actinopteri, Gadiformes, Gadidae. Gene Ontology annotation, cellular component: IRE1-TRAF2-ASK1 complex. The transcript has 12 exons. The coding region runs from base 3090 to 5924 and encodes 944 amino acids. Gene Ontology annotation, biological process: mRNA processing; intrinsic apoptotic signaling pathway in response to endoplasmic reticulum stress; protein phosphorylation. The record is from RefSeq and is a predicted model, not a curated record.
GGGAUCGGUAUUUUUCUGUUUAUCAAUCAACACAUACAUGCAUUCAUUACUAUCAAGCACAUGGCUGGGCUGUCCCCAUUGGUUCUCUGUCCCUCUGUCUGAAGGUAUUUACACGAGCGCUUCAGCCAAGUGCAGGGGGAGGUGAGCCUCCUGAAGACCCACGUCGUGAAGUACAAGAGCUGAAGGCCGACGGUGGUGGCGGUGGUCCUCCGGGGUGGUGGUGGUGAUCCCUUGUGUGCGUGUGCUUUGUUUUAGAUUUUAUUCGUUUGGACUUCAAGUUUUUGCUGUGUGUGUGAGGUGCCCUUGUUUCUUUCGCCGGUACUCCUCCAGCCGGUAAGCCUCAGCUUGUACCCACUUCCUCUCCCAGCCGGUAAGCCUCAGCUUGUACCCACUUCCUUCCCCAGUUGGGCUGACUUCUCUUUUUCAUCUUUUUGUGCCAAACCGUGUUCAUUAUAAUAAAAUGCUUUGUUAUUUUUGAACUCUGUCUCCCGCCCUCUCUGAUUGAACGAACCUGAGUGUCUUAUCGUCAGAGGUGACAAUCAUAAUCGCAAUCAUAGUGUAUAAGUCCUUGGGCCCUAACCCAAGGUGGCGUUGUCGGUAACAUAGAGAAGAUACUCUGACAUAAAAUAGUAAAGCCUCCUCGUGUCGCCACACAUGUAACAUUACACUUCCCCUUUAAGGAGGAGCUCACAGAGCAACGAAACCUGUCGUCGAGAAAAAAGCUCCUUGUUGGUGAAACUGAGGUUCACUAACUUUACUUUAGACUGAGCUGAGGUUCACUUUCCUUUGCUCUGUUGUUUUCUCAUUAGAAUUAAUUAAACUUUGAUACGUUGUUUCAUCAGAUUAAACAAAACGUUGAAUAUUUUCUCGCUCUCGUCUUGAUUUAACCGAAGUUCCCCAUGAUGACAAUGGUAUUGUGAACAGAAGACAUGGAUUUUAUGGGGUUGAGAGUUGUCCCACAAGAGGCUCUCAUCAUAAAGGAAUCACACCCAAUAAUUCAAUGUAUAAUCAGCAACAAACUCGAUAAGCUCAAACUAUUGCUUAAGAAACAUGACAUUAAUGGACUUUACCCAUGCAAGGAGCUAAACGAUGUGGUAUCCCCUUUGAUUGCUGCUGUUGCAUUUCAAAAGGAGGACAUUUUUUCUGUUCUUGUAAAUGAAGCUGCAGACCCAAACACAUGUUCACAAAAUUUUUGGAACAUGCCGGAUUAAUGCACCCCUCCCAGCCAAUCAGAAUCGAGCAUUCUUAAAUGAAGUAGAAUAAACACUCUUAUCUUGACUGAAGUAACGCUAGGUAGCUUCAAUGACGAGGCAGCAUAAAGUCUGUUGUCAAUGUGCACUUGUACGUCCAUUUAUUGAAAGUGUAGCAUUCCCUUGUAUCCAAGUUGUUUCGGAUAGUGUGAAACUGUAAAUAAACCAAUGCAAAAAUGACUAUGAAAUAAAAUAAAUAGAUAUUAUGAAACACAAGCAUAAAUAAUUCCUAUAAACAUUGAUGAAUUAAUGUAUCACAAACAAAGCUCCUCCAAGGCUUCCACGGGCAGAUGGAGCCAAACGAAAAGAGGUAUCUUGAACUUAGCUGGCCUUACAGGGACAUGGCUGUUUACCUCUUAACUAAUCAAUAAACUAACAACAUGGGACUUUAAACAACCAAUAAGAACGCAAACAUCUAAAUUCACAGGAUUGGGCUGCAUUCUACGUGGUGGCCUGCUGGAGUCUCCAGAACCCCUUUAACACAAUGCAUGUAACAUUACAUUUCCCCUCUAAGGAGGAGCUCACAGAGAAACGAAACCUGUCGUCGAGAAAAUGGUUCCUUGUUGGUGAAACUGAGGUUCACUAACUUUACUUUAGACUUAGCUGAGGUUCACUUUCCUUUGCUCUGCUGUUUUCUCAUUAGAAUUAAUUAAACUUUGAUACGUUGUUUCAUCAGAAACGUUGAAUGUUUUCUCGGUCUCGUCUUGAACCAUUUAACCGAAGUUCCCCAUGAUGACAAUGGUAUUGUGAACAGAAGACAUGGAUUUUAUGGGGUUGCAAGUUGUCCCACAAGAGGCUCUCAUCAUAAAGGAAUCACACCCAAUAAUUCAAUGUAUAAUCAGCAACAAACUCGAUAAGCUCAAACUAUUGCUUAAGAAACAUGACAUUAAUGGACUUUACCCAUGCAAGGAGCUAAACGAUGUGGUAUCCCCUUUGAUUGCUGCUGUUGCAUUUCAAAAGGAGGACAUUUUUUCUGUUCUUGUAAAUGAAGCUGCAGACCCAAACACAUGUUCACAAAAUUUUUGGAACAUGCCGGAUUAAUGCACCCCUCCCAGCCAAUCAGAAUCGAGCAUUCUUAAAUGAAGUAGAAUAAACACUCUUAUCUUGACUGAAGUAACGCUAGGUAGCUUCAAUGACGAGGCAGCAUAAAGUCUGUUGUCAAUGUGCACUUGUACGUCCAUUUAUUGAAAGUGUAGCAUUCCCUUGUGUCCAAGUUGUUUCGGAUAGUGUGAAACUGUAAAUAAACCAAUGCAAAAAUGACUAUGAAAUAAAAUAAAUAGAUAUUAUGAAACACAAGCAUAAAUAAUUCCUAUAAACAUUGAUGAAUUAAUGUAUCACAAACAAAGCUCCUCCAAGGCUUCCACGGGCAGAUGGAGCCAAACGAAAAGAGGUAUCUUGAACUUAGCUGGCCUUACAGGGACAUGGCUGUUUACCUCUUAACUAAUCAAUAAACUAACAACAUGGGACUUUAAACAACCAAUAAGAACGCAAACAUCUAAAUUCACAGGAUUGGGCUGCAUUCUACGUGGUGGCCUGCUGGAGUCUCCAGAACCCCUUUAACACAAUGCAUGUAACAUUACAUUUCCCCUCUAAGGAGGAGCUCACAGAGAAACGAAACCUGUCGUCGAGAAAAAGGUUCCUUGUUGGUGAAACUGAGGUUCACUAACUUUACUUUAGACUUAGCUGAGGUUCACUUUCCUUUGCUCUGCUGUUUUCUCAUUAGAAUUAAUUAAACUUUGAUACGUUGUUUCAUCAGAAACGUUGAAUGUUUUCUCGGUCUCGUCUUGAACCAUUUAACCGAAGUUCCCCAUGAUGACAAUGGUAUUGUGAACAGAAGACAUGGAUUUUAUGGGGUUGCCAUUUAUCCAAAAAGAGGCAGUCAACAUAUAUGAAACACACUCAAUAAUUCAAUGUAUAAUCAGCAACAAACUCGAUAAGCUCAAACUAUUGCUUAAGAAACAUGACAUUAAUGGACUUUACCCAUGCGAGGAGCUAAACGAUGUGGUAUCCCCUUUGAUUGCUGCUGUUGCAUUUCAAAAGGAGGAAUUUUUUUCUGUUCUUGUAAAUGAAGCUGCAGACCCAAACACAUUUUCACAAAAUUUUUGGACACCUUUGCAUUAUGCUUCAUUAUUCAAAGUUCCAAUUCAUUUCGUGCAUAAAUUGCUGGUAGCAAAAGCUGAUCCAAAUGGAAAAAGUAAUAAUCAGAUUAAUUUGAGCAUGACCCCACUGCAAACCGCUGCCUUCUAUGACAGACAUGAUAUUGCAAAAGCAUUAAUUGGUGCAGGUGCAAUUGUUGUAAUGUGUGCUUUCACAUUCCCUCUACAAGAUGCUUACAAUGACAAGUUCUGUAAAAUGGUACAUCGCUUAGCAUCAAAUGGUUUCCUAAUCUGUUCAGAAAUUAGGCAUUUUGUUGAUCUGGACAUUGCAGUCGGGCGAAAGAGUCCAGAAGAGGUUUUCCAGUUGUUUGAUCAUGUUAUGCUGCUUAGGCAUCCUCAGACACAUUAUAUUAUUCUUGAUGUAAUGUUAAGUGUCGCUGGGCCAAAGCAGGAAGAAUACCAUAGUAAAAGUAUCCAAUGGCUGAGGGAAAACGAUAAGAUAAACCAAUACAUUGAGGAGGCUGUCAAACACUUUCCAAACCUUCCAAAAGAAUAUCAGCCUUUGGUUGUUGAGAAUCUACAUUCAGUAUUUUGCACUUUGACAGAGAUACCAAUUAACAUAUCACUGGCUUUCACCCCUAUAUUACUUGAGCUGCUUUCCACAAAAGUGUUGUUUCCAGAGGAACCAAACUUUGUUGUGCUUACACUCUAUGUGAUAGCACAAAAAACCAAAGUGAAAGAUGACUGGGAUUGGCAUUUCAUUAAGAAUUUAGGCUCAGGAAUUUCCGACUUUUUAAUCAAUAAUCAUUCAGCAACUGCAAUGUAUGCCUAUGGUAUUUUGGCAAACCUUCUUUCAACUGAACACGCCAACCGAAUGUUUACAACGAUUGGGUUAACUUCUGUGCCUGAAGGGAUUCUUACAUUUGCAGAAAGGAGGAUGGAUGACGUUCUCAAAAAAGGUUUAAGGCACCUGCACAAAUAUUUAGUCCACCCAAGCCCAGUAUUACAAGAUUCCAUAUCAGCUGAUGAAGAGCUUUUGGCACCCAAGAAAAAGAAGAAAAAUAAGAAGAAGAAAAAAAACAAAACGCAGCAGAACGAUGAACUGCACAACGCUUCAAGUGACCUCUCCACAGCUUCUGUCCAGGAAUCUGUUGCGAAUGAUCUCCAACCUGGCAACACCACAUUUAGAAAAGAGCAGAAGUGGUUAAAAAGAAGUGUGAGAUGGAGAGAGAAAUUAGAGAAGCUCUCAAAAAGUGAGGAAAUCAUCAAAGUUGGGAGCAUAUUGUUUGUGAAUGAUGAAGAAUACCGCAUAGCGACGGGGAGCGAUGGAACUGAGGUCUUCCUUGGCCUCAGAGAGGAUGGCACUGAGGUGGCAGUGAAGAGAAUGUCUAAAACGAAUGAUAAUGUGCUGAAGAACGAGGAAUCAUUCCUAAGACUUCCAGAGCUUGAACAUGAAAAUAUUGUGAGAUACAUGGACUACGCCAAAGACAGUAACUUUGGUUACCUUGCACUUCAACUGUGUGAGUUCACCCUGGAGGAAUUCCUAAGACCUGAUUUGACAGAAAAACAGAAGAGAAAUCUUGUUACGGACGUUUUAUCUAGCUUGAGUGUGCUGCAUGGUCAGACUCCUCAAAUCCUCCAUCGGGAUAUUAAACCACAGAAUGUCUUGAUAGAUGUUCACCGCAAGGCACGUUUGGCUGAUUUUGGCAUCAGCAGAACAUUGCCCAAAGGGCAGACUUCCCGGCACACAAAAAAAGCUGGAACAAAGAGCUGGAUGGCAAGAGAGAAUAUAGAUGAAGAUGUUGAUGUACCAUGCAAGAUGAGCGCUGACAUACAGGUGGCAGGGAUGUUGACAUACUAUAUCUUAUCUGGAGGACAUCAUCCUUUUGGCAGAGGCUGUAGAUGUGAGAGCAACAUUCUUGAUGGUUUGUACAGUCUUGACCAUGUUCAGGAUUUGAUCGCAAAGGAUCUUGUGAAGUGGAUGAUCAACAAAAAUCCAAUAGAAAGGCCUACAGUGCAGCAAUGCCUGGCCCAUCCCUUCUUCUGGUCGACUUCCAGAAAAAUAGAUUACCUAAAAAGUAUCGGCAAUGAAGAGGAGGUGAGAAACUACAAAGCGACGGACAAACGCCUCCUGGAUGAACUGGAUCGGGAUGUAGGGGAGGCAAGCUGGAAGGACUGGAAACAAAAGUUUCCCCCGGAGUUGGUGCAGAAGAUGGACGGCAAAGGGAAGUAUUCUGAGAACACUGCAGGAUUAAUUCGCUUCAUACGCAACCUCCUUGAACACUACCCUGAGGACGCAGAGCACAUUGAUUUGAUGGCCACAUUUCCUGAUCUCUUCGGAGGUGUCUACGUUUUUGCCAAAAACAAAGGUUGGAACAGCAGGGUCAGCCUGAGAAGGAUGUUUCAACGUCACAUCCGGUGGUGCGAUGAACACACUCAGCCUGGAGGACCGGGCUCCAGGCUUCUCUGUGCCUGUCCAGGAGUCAGGAGGACCCCCCCAUUCAGUCACCGUCAUACCAUGAAUGUCAGUGUGAAUGGGGUGGGAGGACGCUGUGAAACAUGGAUACGCUACUGCUGAGCUUCGGCCUCACUAUAACCGCUAAGGGAAAUGGCGCCAUCACGUGUAAAGAUCAGGAAAUGCAGAGCCAGAGCGGCAUUUCAGCGGUCCGUUUUUUGUACACUUUGGUUUUAUUCCUCCUAUCAUAACGUGUGAAAUUGUUUUGCAUUCUUGCAAUUGCAUAUCAAUAAAAAAAACCACACUUCUGGAGUAGGCUUAUGCGUCAAAUGUUCAAUUAAAGUCAUGUGUUUUUUAGAAAACUAAAAGUAGAUAUGGGGAAUUAGUUAUGUUGGAUAUGAAUUCAUUGUGUUCUUUGUAUUCAUUAUAAUACAUUCAGGAUUCAGUAUUCUGAUCCAUCUCUGCCGAGGUUUUACUGUUAUAUUUGUGGAUAAACCUGAAACUUGUUUUAAUAAAUGAAAAUAUUUCAUUAAAAUUCUGUGUGAAUAUAUAUAAAAAUAAAUAAAACUCACCUGCUAAACAA